Budorcas taxicolor (takin) is the source of this 1113-nucleotide messenger RNA. It is a transcript of the gene DMRTC2, whose product is annotated as DMRT like family C2. Gene Ontology annotation, cellular component: nucleus. The record is from RefSeq and is a predicted model, not a curated record. The transcript has 8 exons. The coding region runs from base 1 to 1113 and encodes 370 amino acids. Gene Ontology annotation, molecular function: sequence-specific DNA binding. Gene Ontology annotation, biological process: regulation of DNA-templated transcription. NCBI's taxonomy places the organism in Eukaryota, Metazoa, Chordata, Mammalia, Artiodactyla, Bovidae.
AUGGACCCCAAUGAAAUGCCUGCUGUCCACCACUGCCCUUCAGACUCUGCCACAGGGGUUGAAACCAGAGCCCCCCAGGGCAUGGAACUUAUCCCCAGGAGAGCUGUCAGUCGCUCUCCAACCUGUGCCCGUUGCCGCAACCACGGUGUCACUGCCCACCUCAAGGGCCACAAGCGCUUGUGCCUCUUUCAGGCAUGCGAGUGUCACAAAUGUGUCCUCAUCUUGGAGCGCCGAAGGGUCAUGGCUGCCCAGGUGGCCUUGCGUAGGCAGCAGGAGGCACAGUUAAAGAGGCACCUAGCCCAGGGACUCAUGAGAGGGGCAGCUCCUCCCAAAGCUCCCAGCCGUGUCAAGAAGGGAGUCACUCGACCAGGGGUCCACUCUGGAAAGGAGAACAUAGCACCCCAGCCUCAGACUCCCCAUCAUGUAGUUCCACUGGCACUGACACCUCCUGGAAAGGAGAACUCUCGGGGCCCUCUGCUGCUCAGUCGUCCCCCAGAAGCCUUGCCCUUGCCCUGGACUCCAAUGCCUCCAGGCCCUUGGGCCCCUGGGCACUGGCUGCCUCCAGGCCUUUCCAUGCCAACCCCAGUGGUGUGCCGCUUGCUGUGCCAAGAACCUGCUGUCCCACUGCAUCCUUUCCCUGGUUUUGACCCUGGCACUGCCCUCCGGCUGCCCACUCAUGGGCCUCUCCCAGCCUGCACAGGAUCUCACCCAAUACUGACAGCUCCUCUUUCUGGAGAAUCCCAAGGGCCUUCUACCCUGCCCCGCACAUGCUCAACUCUGAUACUCCAGCCCUGUGGCACCCCAGACCCUCUUCUGCUACAGCCACAGGCCCCCGGACCCUCUCGCCUGACCUGGACCUCUGCCUCAUCAGAGCGGCAGCUGCAGCGGGAGGCAGCUGAGGCUCUUGUGGGACUGAAAGAUUCAUCUCAGGCUCCCCGCCUGACUCCUGGCCCUGCCAACCCUGCCUGGAUCUCCCUGCUCCAUCCUUGUGGCCCACCAGCUCCUGCUGGAGGAAGAGGAUUCCAACCUGUUGGGCCCUCUCUCCGGCCCAGCCCAGCCCCUUCCGUGGCUCUGCAUAUUGGGCGACUGGGGUCCAUUUCCCUCCUAAGCUAG